UCAGAUCGCUUUAGCAGCCCACUGGAGAAGACUUUUUCUACUUCUCUGGGAGAAGUCCUGCUACCUCACCACUGUUCAGAGAUGGGAUCCAGCUCAAGUAAAUCUGCCAGUACAGUGAGGAGACUCUGAGAGGUUAAGCUACUCGCCUUAUAUCACAUAGCUAAUAAGUUCCUGCUCUAGGAUUUGAACCUCCAUCUCCCAUCUGAUAAGGUAAACAUGAGAGAAAGAAAAGUGACAAAAGAUGAAGAAAAUCCCUAUGAUUCAAGAGAGGAGAGACUACUGCUACAAGAGCCCAAGCUGAGACUAAUCCUGGUGGGGAAAACAGGAAGUGGGAGAAGUGCAACUGGAAACAGUAUCCUUGGGGAAAAUGUGUUUGUAUCCAAGCUUGGGGCAGUGCCAGUGACCAAGGUUUGCAGCAAAGGGAGCCGGAGCUGGGGUAGAGGAGAAAUUGAAGUCAUUGAUACUCCUGUCUUUAGCCUAGAAGUGUCUCCUGAAGGUCUAAUUUCUCAAGAAAUCUUUCGAUGUUACCACCUCUCCUCCCCAGGGCCCCAUGCAUUGGUCCUGGUGACCCAGAUAGGUCGCCACACUAAGGAGGACCAGGAAGCCGUGAAGAAAGUGAAGGAGAUCUUUGGGAAAAAUGUUAUGAAUCACACAGUCAUCCUUUUCACCCGCAAGGAAGAUCUUGGGGGGGAGUCCCUGAAAGAAUAUAUCAAUUUCACAGAUAAUAAGGCUCUGAAAGAGCUUGUUGCACAGUGUGGAGGUCGGGUCUGUGCCUUCAACAACCGGGCCACAGGGAGGGAGCAGGAAGAGCAAGUGAAGGAGCUGAUGGAUAUAGUAGAGAGCCUGGUACAGAAGAACAGGGGAAUGCACUAUACCAAUGAGGUCUACAGCCUAGUGGAAGAGCUCCAAUGGGCCAGCCCAGAGGAGAAGUUAAGAAAAUUUGGGGAGAAACUGGCUGAGUUACAGGAAAAGAAUAAGAGGUCCAAGAUAUCAUGGGCAAGAGUCUUCCCGAGGCUCAGAGAUUUGUAUGAAUUAAGAAAAUCUCACCCCAGACUAUGGAAAUUCAGCAUUGCUACCUUUGGCAUCUUCUUCCUGUGGCUAAUGAUCCCCAACAGUUUUUAUGGUUUGUUGGGCACCAGAAGACUUUUUCAUGGCUUGUUGGGCCCCACCAGUCAUGAAUAGCUGCUGGUUUCUAGCAUCUUUAUUACUCAUUAGGGGCAAUUGGUCAAGAGCAAUGCCUUCUGAAUUUGAUCACCUCAUGGCAUGAUCACCUUCUUAAGCCUUUCUAAAGCAUACCCUGAAAAAUCUAUCUCAUGUCUCAUCUCCUUCAAGAAACCUUCCCAGCCAAUGCCAGCUCUCAUGGUGAAGGAAGCUUAGUGCCUUUAAAAUAGCAAUGCAUUCGGAGGCAGAUGAUCUAGGUUCAAAAUCUAGUUCUGCCCCUCAUAGUCUAUCUGAAUUUAGAUACAACCAUUUAAUUUCUAUUGGUCUCACUUUCCUUAUCUACCAAAUGGGGGUGGGUGGGCUAGUUGAUUUGUAAGGUUCCUCCUGGCUCUAAAAUCUAUGAAAUCCCUUCCCUGAAUUCCUUUCAUACAUAGAUCUAGCUGCUGGAGCUGUUUCAUAUAGCUUGAUUCCAUAGGUAUUUGAGGUUCAAAAUCCUCCAUUACUCUCUGCAAGGUUAGGAAUGAUGCCUUCACCUAUAGCUACAAUUGGCUACAUUUGGACAGCAUUUCAAGUUUUCUCACAACUCUAUGAGGCAGGAAGUAUGAGUAUAUUAGCCAUAUAUUUUAGAUGAGAAAAAAGACUUAGAGACAUGUUCCCAGUAACCCAGAUGCAAAUGUUGGAACCAGAUCUUCCAACUUCAGAUAUAGAGUGUUCUUAGCUGCUUCUCCUCCUCUAUUUUCCCACAGGCCCCAGAACAAAUUAAACAUGUAGGAGACAGGCAAUAAAUGCUAGUUGAAUUUAAUAGAAACCUAUUAUUUCUAUAAAGGAAUGUACUAUGUAAUUUAAAAUCUCUUGGUUGAUCAUCAUUAAAUGGAAUUGAUGAUUAUGGACACAAAUCCAAUGUAUUUUAUAUUCACUGAGAGUGAUUUACUGCAUCUAGCUUUGUACACUCUGGCGAUUCUUAUCCCAAAUCCCACUUUCACUAAUGAGUUGUGUCUCCAGAGGUGAGGGUAGCUAUGCUUCUUCCUCAGGGGAGAGAUCUCAACCCUGAGGGAUUGAAGGAAUGUCUUUCUCUAAUGUUAUUGGCUCAAGCCUCCAUUCUGGUGUGUACUCCCCACUCUCAAUUGUCAGUUAUAGUUAUUAAAUCUCUUAUGUUAUUGAUGCCCUUUAGUGAUUAGUGCUUCAGUAUCAUUUAACAAAUUAAUAGCAGUUAGCUUUCAUGAAGAGAUACUUACUGAGAAGAUAUAGCAAAGGCAGAAGUUACAAGUUACAAGAAGUUUCUUCCCAAUAACUGGGGGGCACACUCUGCUCCUGGGGAGAAUGGGCUUAACCUCAAAAUAGUUUCUGCCAAACAGUUUCACUACGAAGUUACCUUAUGAAUGUGGAAGCCAAUUGAUGAAUCAUGGUCACUCCCUCUGCUACAUUAGAUCAACUGCUAUGCCAAUCAAGCACUUGUCACUCAGGACUCUGAUCCUCAUCAGUCUCAGCUGUCUGCAAAAUGUGGCAUGGACCCCAGCUCACAGACCUUUGGUGGUUGCCUCUCCCAGCCUUUCAAAGUUCACAAGGUUGCAGCCUAUUCUGAAAUUCCUUCACCCAAGAGCAUGAAAACACAAAGUGGCAAAGAAUAUGAGUCCCAUGGGACCAGGUGGGGAGCUAGGUAGCUACCAGAAGGAGGCUACUGUUCCUAUUGCUAUGCCUUCUCUUGGGAAUAACAGGGCCAUGUACUCUUAGCAUCAUGGAUCAGAGAUGGACUGAGGUCCCUCUCUUAUCUAGAGGAGGCUCAUUGCAGCUCCUCCUCUUUGUUCACCACCAAGAAGAGGAAAAUAGCUGAGCUGCCCCCUUAGCAGGCUUUUGUAUGCACUCUCAUAUCCACCUCAGCAGCAUAUCAAAAACCAGUCUCUUCACCCUAUGGUUAAUGGAUCAGAAAUAGAAUACUUGGACAUGUUCCAAAGUCAUGUGGGAAAUUAGCUCAUGCUGCCCAUGCUGGACACAUUUACAAGGACUGGGGUCUCACUGGCCCAUCCCAUUAGAUAGCCAUCAAUGACCUUGCAGCCUAAGAGAUGUGAAUUGAAAUACGUCUCCUUCCAAGUGCUGUUGAUACACGUGUUUCUUCUCUAUGUGUUCUCUAUGUGUAUUCAGUCUUCCUACUGAGGCUGUGUGUGUCUGUUGGGAGAGUAUACCCCAGGUUUACAGGCAAUCUUACAUUUUGCUGCUACUUUUAUUACAAGCCAUUUAAUUAAAUAUCUUUGCUUUGAAUUAAUUAGAUCACCUAGAUUACUAUUAACAGUAAACUUAUGGUGGUGGUGGUAGUGGGGUCAUGAGCUAUAAUUUUAGGGGUGUAGACUUACUAAGUACCAAGAAUGUGGGCUAGUCAUUUGCUGUGAGUUGACAGGUGCCACCAUGCUUUGCAUCAGCUUUUAUUAUUGUUAGCUUCAGGGCAUCCAGGGACAGACAAAUUCAGUGCUGAUUGCAUGUUUUACUAAAUUAUAUACACACACAAAUGUAUGUGUGUAUGGACAUAUACACACACAUAUACUAUAUAAAAUAUAUAACAUAAGAAUCAUAAGAAGAAUUUAGAUGUGUAAAUGAGCAAGUCUAUUAGUAAGAUGGUAAAUAGGAGCUGUUUUAUACAGCACAUGUCAUUUCUUAGGGCAUAACAAGCCAUGCAUUUGAUGUAGGAAUAUUUUGAAUUAAAAAACAGUGAAUUAAAAAAAAAACAAGUUAAAGAAAUAGUCUCAUAGUUUUUGGGGAACUCAAUGAAAUGUUUUAAUGAUGAGUUUUAAUGUUUUUAUCAUAUCACUUUACUUAAAGUUUUGUUUCCUUAUUUUUAAAUUAAAAAAACAAUCACCACUGA
Molecule: messenger RNA, 4015 nt
Organism: Trichosurus vulpecula (common brushtail)
Lineage: Eukaryota; Metazoa; Chordata; Mammalia; Diprotodontia; Phalangeridae
Product: GTPase IMAP family member 7-like
Exons: 5
Coding region: 217-1182 (321 amino acids)
Cellular component (GO): endoplasmic reticulum
Molecular function (GO): GTP binding
Source: RefSeq, a predicted model, not a curated record